AGCGUACAAAGUGAAUAACGUGUGAAUUUUGACGAGUAUUUAAAAUAGUUUUUUAAAUAUUCAAUUUAUAUCAAUUCCGUUAACGUAGAGGAGCCAUUUCAUAAAAGCUUGUCCAAUGUGUUUGACUAAACGUAAAGCAUCUGAGGUAUCGAAAUUUUAGUACGUCAAAGUGCAAUCUACUAAAUAUUAUUGGUUAGAAAUAACAGCGGUCGUUUUUGAAAAUGGAAAUGGUUCUUAAUCGAAGUACGAGAUUCGUCACUGUCUUAGGGUUCAGUCCAAUGUUCGUAACUAAAAAUUUGUUAGAUUCAGUACGUUUCAUACAGUGUACUGACCCGAGACGUUGGAAAUUUAAACUUACUGAAAGGUAUCCGUGUUACGGGCGCUUAUCGUGUACUUAUGUUCCAAUCUUUAAUCGUAUUACUGUGCAUCAGCUACCAUUCAGGUGUAAUAUUUACAAAAAUGAUAUAUCAGUUGCGUGUUACUGUAAUUCAAAGCAAAGUCCUAAAGAAAACAAUGUACAGUCAGAAUCGCCAAAAAAGAUGUCAGUAUUUGCAAAGAUGAAGCAGAUGACCAAAGAUUAUUGGCACGUCUUAUUGCCAGUGCAUAUAGUUACUUCUUUAGGUUGGGUUGCUAUAUUCUAUGCAGCGAUUAAGAAUGGUGUAGAUAUUCCAAAAUUGCUGGAAUUUAUGAAGUGUAGUCAAAAGUAUUUAGAUAUGGUACAACGAUCUGAUGCAGGAAAUUGGGCUUUAACAUAUGUCUUAUAUAAACUAUUUACACCUCUUAGAUAUACAGUGACAUUAGGACUUACAACAAUGGCCAUAAAACGUCUCAGCAAAACAGGAUAUGUGAAACCUUUGCCAUUUGGUAAACAUGCUACAGUAAUACCCAAGCCUGCGUGUGAAACUCUGUACAACAGAAUCAAAUAAAUCUAUGGCAACACACAAGACGGCAUUUAAGACGGAACGACAAGUGGAACCCCCGAAAACGUAGCGACGUAACAGAACUAACGAAUUUCGAACUGAAUUUGAAGUUUCGGUUUUUGUAGAGUUCAAAACUGGAAUUUACGAACAAAUUGCCUCUUGUGAAAUAUGUAAUAUUAUAAUGUUAUGAUAAAAAUAUCUUGUGAAACGUUGUACCAAAAAUUUCCCAUCAACUUCUAUCCUUUGCCUCUAUAAAUCAAUUGAUACAAAUUAACGUUGAUCAGGUAUACUCUUCUUUAUUGAACGGUUGUUUUUUACAUACCGUGCAUACAUUUAAAUAAAAUUGUACUUUUUAUCUACAAUACUCGCAGCUUAGACCUAACCUAGACACAAAGAUAUUAAUUAAUCUUGAAAUGUAGCAAAUUUUUUGGCAGCACGAGUUGUGCGUUGUAACGCCGUAAAAUUAUUUACGAUAAUGCACCAAAUCUUAUUUUACAUCUCUAUUCGCUCAAGCACGGGGUUUUGUGUAAUUUUGAGCUUCAGCGAUAACAAUCGUACAAUUAUAAAUCAUUUCGUUAAUUCCUGAGCAAUAUCGAUAAAUCUCAAGAGUGUUGCGUAUGUUUUCGUACUAAUGACCGAUACACAAUAUAUUGUCAUAAUAAAUACUGUUAGCAAACGUGAUGUUAUCACGUAUGGUAAGAUGUGCUAUCAUCAUAGAAUUUCAGCAUUGAACGUAUCCAAAUAUCUUAGGACUCGAUUAUUGAGAUCCAUAUACUACCGUCGAACCUCGUCGCGGUGGACACGUCACAGCAAUAGGAUUAUGUAUAUAUAUAUUUAUAUAUUAUAUACAUGAAUUAAAAUAAAGGAAUUAUUACUUAACGACAUGUU
Messenger RNA from Colletes gigas, 1808 nucleotides. Its product is annotated as protein FAM210A. The record is from RefSeq and is a predicted model, not a curated record. Bases 222 to 926 code for a protein of 234 amino acids. The transcript is spliced from 6 exons. NCBI's taxonomy places the organism in Eukaryota, Metazoa, Arthropoda, Insecta, Hymenoptera, Colletidae. Gene Ontology annotation, cellular component: mitochondrion.